AUGUCCCGUGUCAAAAGAAUUGCCAAAGAAUUGGAAGAAUGCCGUCAAGAUACUCAAUCAGGAGUGACUUUAAAGUUGAAUAAUGAGAAUGAUUUAACUCAUUUAACUGGGUAUUUUAGGGGUCCUCCUGGAACUCCUUAUGAAGGUGGGAUGUUUCAAGUAAAUAUUGAUAUUCCAAAUGAAUAUCCUUUUAAACCACCACAAAUGAAAUUCUCAACAAAAAUCUAUCAUCCUAAUAUUUCAUCUGUUACUGGAGCUAUUUGUCUAGAUAUAUUGAAGGAUGCUUGGACCCCAAUUUUAACAUUAAAAUCUUCAUUAAUUUCAUUGCAAUCAUUGUUACAAUCACCGGAACCUAAUGAUCCUCAAGAUGCCGAAGUUGCUAAACAUUAUUUGACCAACAAGGCUGGAUUUGAAGAAACUGCUGCUUAUUGGACCAAAAUUUAUGCAAGUGAUGGAGACAGUGGAAAUGUUGCUUUAAGUGAUUCAGCAAUGUAUGGAAUUGACGAUUCAAUUGUGACACAAUUUGAGAACAUGGGAUUCCACAGAGCUAAGACCAUUGAAGUCUUAAGAAGGAUGGGUGUUAAGAGUUUCAAUGGAGUCUCUAAUAAAGGUGAUUUAGAGAAUAAAAUCUUGGAAGAGUUAUUAAGAGAAUGUCAAUGA
Messenger RNA from Hemisphaericaspora subhashii, 660 nucleotides. Its product is annotated as E2 ubiquitin-conjugating protein. NCBI's taxonomy places the organism in Eukaryota, Fungi, Ascomycota, Pichiomycetes, Serinales, Debaryomycetaceae. The coding region runs from base 1 to 660 and encodes 219 amino acids. The record is from RefSeq and is a predicted model, not a curated record. Gene Ontology annotation, molecular function: protein binding. The transcript has a single exon.